GAUGCUGUCAUCCUUAUGUCAGUUUCAUAUUAGUAUUAAAAGUAUCGUGUUCACUUCUCAAAAUUAUUGUUAACAAACGUGAUGUCCCUUUCCUCAAACAAUUUAAAUGAAAAAAACUCUUAGAUCCAUCCGUUAAAAUGUUGAUUCAGCUCUCUGGGUGUUUUGAAAUACUUGCCAAAUUCAAUGCUAAGAAUUUUGAAAAUUUUAAAUAUACUCGAAUGCAGUUUUAUAGAAAACUUUCAUUGCAGAAAUACGAUGCAUCAAAGGAAAUUAUCGUACAAAACAAUAACAACUACCAAAGAGUGAUUACGCCUCAGUCAGCCUAUAGAUCUUCAAAAUUUCAACAAAAAGGAAUUAUUUUAACAUGUCGUCAAAAGAAAAUAAAAUAUUUUAGGCACAAAGAACUAUGUUUUUUGGCAUGGGCGGUAACUCAUUUGAUUUAUUGGUUAUAUGAUCUACAAAUAAUCCCGUUUGGAAGUCUUUUAUCAAUUGAACCACCUCCUUGGACAUUUCAGCAGCCACUGAAAAAACCUGAAGCUCGUAACUAUAUUAUUGAACCAGAUUGGAGUUCGGCCCCCACCAAAUCUAUUUGUAUAUAAUUUGAUAAGUUAAGUUAUAUCGCUAAGUAAUAAAAAAAUACAUUUUCAUAGCAUAUACCUAUAUGUCGUACUUAUUGUAUAAAUAUGUAAAACAAAAUUGUUUUUAAAUAUAUACCUAGUUAGAGAA
Molecule: messenger RNA, 726 nt
Organism: Diabrotica virgifera virgifera (western corn rootworm)
Lineage: Eukaryota; Metazoa; Arthropoda; Insecta; Coleoptera; Chrysomelidae
Exons: 2
Coding region: 138-599 (153 amino acids)
Source: RefSeq, a predicted model, not a curated record